Molecule: messenger RNA, 1547 nt
Organism: Impatiens glandulifera
Lineage: Eukaryota; Viridiplantae; Streptophyta; Magnoliopsida; Ericales; Balsaminaceae
Product: premnaspirodiene oxygenase-like
Exons: 2
Coding region: 127-1506 (459 amino acids)
Molecular function (GO): heme binding; iron ion binding; oxidoreductase activity, acting on paired donors, with incorporation or reduction of molecular oxygen
Source: RefSeq, a predicted model, not a curated record
CCACUACCCUCUUUCUCUUGUGCAAUACUGUUUAUCAUUUUGGUGGUAUUGAUAUAUAGGAAAAAACCCAACUCAAAAACUCCAAAUCUUCCCCCAAAUCCAUGGAGACUACCACUAAUAGGGAACAUGCACCAGCUAGCCGGUUCAGUUCCCCACCGUUCACUCAGAAACUUAGCUCGAAAAUACGGUCCUAUAAUGCAUUUAAAGCUGGGAGAAGUUUCUGCUAUCGUUAUUUCAUCAUCUGAAUCAGCAAAAGAGAUCAUGAAGACCCAUGAUAUAGCCUUUGCAGACAGACCAAAGCUUCUUGCCGUGGAAAUCAUAACUUAUGAUUCCACCAAUAUUGCUUUUGCUCCUUACGGGGAUUACUGGAGACAACUACGCAAGAUUUGCACCUUGGAGCUUUUGAGCACAAGACGUGUUAAGUCUUACAGAUCCAUUCGAGAAGAAGGGGUGGAUGAUCUUGUCGAUUACAUCCGCAGUUCUGUUAAUGGCCUUGCAAUUAAUCUAACCGAGAAGAUUUUUUCCUUCAAUAAUGAUACAAUCUCUCAGACUGCUCUUGGGAUGAAAUGCAAAGAUCAAGCAGAGUUUUUUUCUACCAUUAAGGCAGUGAUAGAGCUAGUUGGAGGCUUUGAUAUACACGACGUCUUCCCUUCUCUAAAGUUCCUUCAUUUUGUUAGUAAGGCGAGGUCGACAUUAGAGAAAGCACAUCAUAUUAUUGAUAGGAUUUUCAAUGAUAUCAUUGUCCAACAUCAGUUGAAAAGGGAAAUGAACAAAGCACAGAAAGUUGAGCAUAUUCAUGAAGAUCUGGUAGAUGUUCUUUUAAGGAUUGGGGAGAGUGGAGAUCUACAGUUUCCCAUCACCAUCGACAACAUUAAAGCUGUAAUCCUGGACAUCUUAACGGCGGGAACAGAAACUUCAUCUACAACUUUGGAUUGGGCAAUGGCCGAAAUGAUGAGAAACCCAAGGAUAAUGAAGAAGGCGCAAAAUGAGGUGAGACAAUCUAUGAUAGGAAAAACAAAGAUCAACGAAGUUGAUCUUGAAAAACUAAGUUAUUUAAAAGUUGUUAUAAAAGAGACUCUAAGGAUGCAUCCGCCAGUACCACUCUUACUUCCUAGGGAAGCAAGGGAAAAUGUUAAGAUUUUUGGAUAUGACAUACCGGAGAAAACUAGAGUUAUUGUUAACUCGUGGGCGAUCAUGAGAGACCCAGAACACUGGAAGGAACCCGACGAAUUUAUACCAGAGAGGUUCGAGUCUAAUGACUCGUAUGUAGAUAUGAAGGGAACGGAUUUUAGAUACAUACCAUUUGGGGCAGGUAGAAGGAUGUGUCCUGGCUUGACAUUUGGAAUAGCUAGCAUUGAACUGCCACUUGCUGCAUUGCUUUAUCAUUUUGAUUGGAGUCUAGCUGAUGGGAUCAACCCUGAAGAACUUAACAUGGAAGAAACCUUUGGAGCAACUUCUAGGAGAAAAGAGAACCUCUCCUUGAUUGCAUACCAUUUUGAUCCUUGAUUCAUGCUAAAUAUUAUUUUACCAUGUUGUGUAUGAUGUAU